This is a messenger RNA of Nomascus leucogenys (northern white-cheeked gibbon), 957 nucleotides long. Its product is annotated as olfactory receptor family 51 subfamily B member 4. The record is from RefSeq and is a predicted model, not a curated record. Gene Ontology annotation, cellular component: membrane. Gene Ontology annotation, molecular function: G protein-coupled receptor activity; olfactory receptor activity. Gene Ontology annotation, biological process: G protein-coupled receptor signaling pathway. NCBI's taxonomy places the organism in Eukaryota, Metazoa, Chordata, Mammalia, Primates, Hylobatidae.
UCUCCACCUGCAAAACCUACUGUGUGGUAUAACAACAGUGCUGCCCCCUUCUUGCUGACUGGCUUCUUGGGCUCAGAGGCAGUUCACCACUGGAUCUCUAUUCCCUUCUUUGUCAUCUACUUCUCCAUCCUUUUUGGAAAUGGCACACUUCUUGUCCUCAUUUGGAAUGACCACAGCCUCCAUGAGCCCAUGUACUACUUCCUGGCUAUGCUGGCAGGCACGGACCUUGGGAUGACACUCACUAUGAUGCCCACAGUCCUGGGUGUCCUGCUGCUAGACCAGAGGGAGAUUGCCCAUGCUGCCUGUUUCAACCAGUCCUUCUUCAUUCAUUCACUGGCCAUUGUAGAAUCAGGUAUCUUCCUUGUUAUGGCCUAUGACCGUUUCACUGCCAUCCACACACCACUGAGGUAUAACUCCAUUCUUACCAAUUCCCGAGUGAUGAACAUAGGACUGGGGGUACUGAUGAGAGGUUUUAUGUCCAUUUUGCCCAUAAUUCUUUCACUCUACUGUUACCCAUAUUGUGGUUCCCGUGUCCUCUUGCACACAUUUUGCCUCCACCAAGAUGUCAUAAAACUCGCCUGUGAUGAUAUCACGUUUAAUCACAUAUAUCCAAUUAUUUUGACUUCUUUGACUGUCUUUUUAGAUGCUCUAAUCAUCAUCUUUUCUUAUAUACUAAUCCUCAAGACAGUGAUGGGCAUUGCAUCUGGACAAGAGCAAGCUAAAGCUCUCAACACUUGUGUCUCCCAUAUUAGCUGUGUCCUAGUAUUUCACAUCACUGUGAUGGGACUGUCAUUCAUUCACAGGUUUGGGAAACAUGCACCUCAUGUGGUCCCCAUUACCAUGAGCUAUGUCCAUUUUCUCUUUCCUCCAUUCAUGAAUCCUGUCAUUUAUAGCAUCAAGACCAAGCAGAUUCAAAGAAGCAUCGUUCACCUAUUUUCUGGGCAGAGUAGGGCUUGA